Radiomyces spectabilis is the source of this 780-nucleotide messenger RNA. RefSeq lists its product as uncharacterized. Gene Ontology annotation, biological process: cellular response to misfolded protein. NCBI's taxonomy places the organism in Eukaryota, Fungi, Mucoromycota, Mucoromycetes, Mucorales, Radiomycetaceae. The transcript has 6 exons. Gene Ontology annotation, cellular component: endoplasmic reticulum membrane. The record is from RefSeq and is a predicted model, not a curated record. Gene Ontology annotation, molecular function: Hsp70 protein binding. The coding region runs from base 1 to 780 and encodes 259 amino acids.
AUGGCGUACCACAACAACAAUACCAAGUCCAGAGAAGUCGAUAAAUACCAGCUUGUGGACGAUAUAUUAUUAGCAAAGACAUAUUAUGAGGUCCUCGGUGUGACCAAAGACGCAGCAACCGACCAAAUCAGACGUGCUUACAUCCGUCGAAGCCGUGUAUGUCAUCCCGAUAAAUUCGUACCCACCUACCCUCGAGCCACAGAAAGCUUUCAAUUGUUGUCGUUGGCGUAUGAAACGCUCAGUAAUCCAUCCAGUAAAAUCAUGUACGAUCUAUCCUCCAAACAAGACAAAGAGUCCUCCAAUACAUCCUUUAUGAACAUGGAUGAAAAUCCUAAUGAUACCCUGCAACGAGUCUUACAUCAGCUGUUUGAAGAAAUGAUGGAGGGCGAAUUCCAAACCAUGCGUGCCUUUAUACAUGCGUUGAAUGAAAAUAAUCCCGGAGUGCAAAUCAGUGAAGACGCCGUCCUGCAAAUCGAACUGGCAUUUGCCAAGAUGCGAAAUUUAUGUCAAUCCACACAUCAAUAUUACAAAGUGAUCCAAUUCGAGCUAAUGCGGUUGUAUGAACUACAACAAGAACUUCGAAGUCUGUCUUAUUUCAACCUGUGGCGGCGCAUGCAGCUAUCCAUGACCAUUUGUAAAAUUCUGCUACAACUACCGAUAUUAAUCAAUGCCGAACAACAACGACAGAAACAGGAUAAUGAAGGUAUCUUUGGUGGCCGCAUCGAAAGUGCCCUGAGGGUAGCCGUCGGCAUCCUAGAAACGGGCGAACGCUACUGGUAG